Oreochromis niloticus (Nile tilapia) is the source of this 5290-nucleotide messenger RNA. Its product is annotated as alpha-1,3-mannosyl-glycoprotein 4-beta-N-acetylglucosaminyltransferase C. Gene Ontology annotation, molecular function: acetylglucosaminyltransferase activity. The transcript has 6 exons. Lineage: Eukaryota; Metazoa; Chordata; Actinopteri; Cichliformes; Cichlidae. The record is from RefSeq and is a predicted model, not a curated record. Gene Ontology annotation, biological process: protein N-linked glycosylation. The coding region runs from base 1190 to 2806 and encodes 538 amino acids.
CAAUUAGUUCAAUCAACGCGGAGUUGCUUUAACCCCAAGUUAAGCGCGCGCACAAGGAUACAUAAAGCCCUGAUUAGUGGAGCACAGAUUAAGCGAGUCACCAUGGAGACGGAGGGAAAGAAGGCGCGGUCAAUGUAUUUUACAGCGCUUGAGGCCGAAAUUCUGAUGGCAGCAUAUGCCGAUAACAUGCAAAUUUUGCGGAAAAAAAGUAACACAGCCUCAGCUGCAAAAGAAAGGGAGCAUGCAUGGCAAAACAUAGCCGACAGAGUCAAUGCGUGAGUGUUAAUUUAAACAUUGAUCUAGGGAUUUCCACCCAUUUAACACGUUAUUUUAUUAUAUUUCAUUUUAUCUUUUAUUUUAUACAUUUUAUUUUGUGAUGUGAUGUGAGCGCAGGUGCAACCCAACAGGCCCCAAACGUUCCCGGCAGCAAGUAAAAAUGAAAUAUAAAAAUAUAGUCCAAACAGGUAAGGUGUAAUUGUAUUAUGAGCCAUAGUGCUUGGUCUGUUUGUCCUAUGUAAAUCAAUUGCAGUUAGAGGCUACAUUAAUUUUCUUUCUAUAAGCACUUAUUGAAAUUAUCUGAGCACAUUACAAGUACAUAUUUGCUUACUCUGUAUGCUCAAAUGUGACCCGUUAUAGCCAACAGAAAAAAAGCAGAGGCCUGAAAAACAGGUGGGGGUCCUCCACCACCACCACUCACAGAGGCUGAGCAGUUGGCCCUCAGCCAAAACAGUGGGCGCCCUGUGGCUGAAGGCAUCUCUGCGGGGACAUCCUCAGAGUCAAUAACCCCGCAAGACACAAGUGCCUACAUAAGAGGUAAAUUCAAAAUAAUACAUGAUGUGCAUACAUCCUUUCUUCACAGUCACCUUUGCAGUGCUACUCAAUCAUUUGAUAAACUCUUUACCAUAAUGAAUUAUUUUGUAGUGAAGUUAUUUUCCUACUGAUUUUGCCUUCCCUCAGUCUUGGUUGUCUUUGAGAGCAUAAUGACAAUGAAGUGUAAGGUGAUUGGUAUAUGUUUGUUAAUUGCCAUUUGGUCCCUUGUAAGUUAUAAGUGACCUGUAAACCUCAUAUUCUAUCAGUUGAUGGUGAUGGUGUACUGCAUCUGGUGCAGCCUCCUGUUGAGCCAGACCAACAUGCAGUUGUGAGUACUCUUAAUACUCCACAGAUCAUAUGAGUUUACAGUAGAACAGCAAUGUUGUUAAUUUCUUUACUACAGGAAAAUAAUGAAGAAACAUUGACAGCUGUUACAGAGGAGGAAGCAACAGAGACACUUUAUGAGCUCCCUGUAAAGCAGCUGUACAAGACCUAUUUGAUCAAGAAAAUUAAAAAAUGCGACUUGGAAAUGGAACACUUCAAGCAGCAGAUCCAAAAGACCAAGAUUGAGAUUUUACUGCUGGAACAUCAGUUAAGGGAAAUGCGGAUUCAUUCGAAGAAGAAGAAUAUUGUUGUGGCAGUGCUGCUUGUCAUUGGGGGAUUAUACGUCAUUAACCAUUGUGACUUCCUGGCUGUCUUUGCAAGGUCACCUGAAACAGUUCAUCAUAAGUUAACAUGGCAAGCAGACAGGCUUGUUAGUAUGGAGUCCUGGAUUGACCAGGCAGAUUAUCUGAGUUUCAAUGUGUCCUAUCAGCUGCUUGCUGGAGUGCUGCCUACUCAACAGAAGUAUUUAUCUGUUGGAUUAUCCUCAGUAAAGAGGAAGAAGGGCAGCUAUCUGGUCCCCACAUUGAAAUCCAUCUUCUCCCAGUCGUCUCCUGAGGAGCGCUCCUUCAUGGUGGUGGUAGUGCUGCUAGCAGAUUUCGACGUCAGCUGGAGAGUCGACACUGUGAAGGAGAUCAAAUCGGCUUUUGCCUCUGAGUUGGAACAAGGCCACCUUUUGGUUAUCCAUGUUCCCCAGGACUGGUACCCUCCUAUUACAGGUCUGAAGAGGAAUUUCAACGACGCUCCCGAAAGAGUAACGUUCCGCUCCAAGCAGAACCUGGAUUAUUCCGCCCUGAUCCACUAUUGUGCUGGUCUUGGACGGUAUUACCUUCAGCUAGAGGAUGACGUGUUCUCUGCAAAAAACUUCCUCACAACCAUUAAAAAGCGAGUUGAGGAGCAAGAAGGAAAAAAGUCCACCUGGGCAACGUUGGAAUUCUCUGCCCUCGGCUACAUUGGUAAACUCUACAAAUCAGCCCAUCUUCCUCUUUUGGCUCGCUUUCUCUUCAUCUUUUACCAGGAAAUGCCCUGUGACUGGUUGAUGAAUCACUUCCGAGAGGUGAUGACUCAAAAGGAGACCAUCCUUUUCAAACCCUCGCUGUUUCAACACAUGGGAACUUUCUCCUCAUUUCAAGGCACAUACAAUAAGCUGAAAGACAAGGAUUUUGAGGAGGACAUCUAUACCAAUCCAUCAGCUGAAGUUUACUCUGACAUGUCCACCUAUCAGAAGCACUUCCCCAAACUGGCCUGGGAUGCUGGGGAAGGUUUCUUCUGGGGCCGCACCCCAGAAAAAGGAAAUUACUUGACUGUAGUGUUCGCUGAGCCUACGGUGGUGACAGGGAUAUUUGUUGAAACGGGGUCAGGAGGCAAAGACAUCCUGGAGUCAGGUGAGGUGGAGAUGGGUCACAAUGUGGUGGCCACAGACAAAGAGAAGAGUUGUACAGAGUUUGAGUCAGUGGGAGCCUUUGAGAAUGGAAAGUUUAAAAUGCAGGAGUUGGAUAAAAAGUACAGCUCAGCCUCUUCGUGCCUGAAGAUAAAGAUCACAGCUACUCAGAAGGACUGGUUGAUCAUUACGAAAAUCAGAAUCACCACAAAGCCGACUUUACCUCAUCAAUAGACAUAGAUGUUAGUUCUUCCUCGCAGAUUAAAAACUAUUUUGAUCAAAAUAUGCCAAACUGAACUUAGGACUUGUGUGCCUUGUUAAAAUGUUUCAUUUAUCAAACAUCAACUAAGUGCUCUAAGCAAAUUGUCACUUUGAAGCAAGUUUGACCAAACUUUGUGAUGAUAUGUUGUCUCUUCACAGAAUCAAGGAGCUAUAAUCAGACAAUCAACUCCAUGUGUUGUAUGUAUGUACUGUUAAUGCAUUUGGCUAAUUGCAUUGUGUGUGAAACUGCACUCUUCAUUAAUUCAUUGUUUUAAAAUGAAGAAGAGAGAACAUCCAUGUGCUUAUUAUGAGACCUAUUGAUUGUAGGUUGCCACCUAUUGGUCAAUAGGUGGUCAAUGCUUGUGAUGGCUGGCCAACUGCUUUUGCUGAAAUAUUACCUGUUUGUCUCCCCUCACCAGUAUCAGGCCUGCUAUGGCUUUUCUCAUCAGCGGCCUGAUUCAAACCUCAGGCUAGAUCUAUAAAUAGUGUACGUCUGUCACAUGUUACACCAACUACACAGAGAGGAUAAAAGAUGUCAGCUCCCAUUUGCAGUUUGAUCUGUUUUUUGUUUUUUGUUUGGUUUUUUUUGUUUUUGUAAUAGGAAUUUUUGCUUUCUUAAAUACCUCAGCUCCUUUUUCCGAUAAGUACAUAUGUUUUUAUUUGAUUCCGGGGGGAUGCACUAUAAAGGGUAAUGGGUUAACAAGGUAUGUUGAGUUUUCAGUAUCACAAAAGCAGUACAGUGGGUUCUUUCUGUUGGCUCACAGCAUGAAAAGUCUGGGUUCAAAUGUGCCUACUGAAAGCUUGUUUUUUUGGAGUGUCUGUGUAGGUUCUCUUUGGGCACUGUAGCUUCCUCCUCCAAAGACAUGCACGUUAGGUUAACUGGUGGUUGUAAAUUGGCUGCAGGUGUGAAUGUGAGCAUGAGUCAUCGACCAUUUUUCUGUUGGUCUUGUGAUGGACUGGUAACCAUCUCAGGUGACUCUUUGCUUCAGGCUCCCAUGCCCAAAUCUAAAUCUGAUAAGCAGUUAAGAGGAUGGAUGGAUCCCUUGACUAGAUUAAAUUUAUAUUGCACAUCUAACUUGCUUCAGACCAGUUUACACUCUUUCGCAUUAAACUUGGCUGAAAAAAGCAUGCCAAAGUAUCCUUGGGUACGAUACUGAAUCCUGAUGCAUUCAUCUGAAUGUGAGUGUGUAUGAAUGUUACAUAGAAAGCGCUUGAACACUGAUGUGUAAAUGGGUGAAUGAGACAUGUUGUAUAAAGUGCCCAAGUAGAGUAGAUACAAGAACCAGUCUAUUUACCAUUCUACAUGCAGAGUUAGCCACUGUGGCAACCUGUUGUGAAUAACAGAGCAGGGAAAAGUAGCUCUUUCUCUCUGAGAGAAAGUGUCCAUCCAUUAGCCACCUGUUGAACUGCAUGUUUUUAACACAGCCCAACAAAGAUAUGUACUGAAGACACAAAGGUACAUCUUUCCACUGGAACCUGCAUUCAUUCAGCUAAUUAGACAAAUCUGUUUCAAUUUUAGAAUAUAUAACAGAUAAUAAUAAGUGAGAUUAAUUUCACUUUAAUUUGGCUAAAAACUGAAUUUCUGCAUCUACUUCUUUAUAGGACAGUAAUUAAAAUUUAUAGUGUAAGAAGUAGAUUAAAAACAUUCUGUGAGAAUGCCCCUCUUGCUUUUUUUUUUUUUUUUUUUUUUUUUUUUUGCACUGCCAGUUUUCCUUUCAUGGUCUUAUGCCCUGCUUCUGGAUUGAAUUAUGAAGUAUCCAAUCAACCCAUUUCAUGCAACAAAUGAACACAUACCCCAUCUUCUGGGAGCACCCACAGAUUCCAAAUUAAUACAACCUCGAUUAACAAAGAAAGAGGAUAAACACCACAGUAUUUACCAAAACUCUGGCUUCAUCCGUUCAUGGUUUGAUAUAGUGGGAUAUGAAAAUGGGCUGCUUACAAUUUCCCAAUGAUUAGCUUUAUAAAACAGAAUCAAGUACAUACAAAGCUUUACAAAUGUGACAGACUAAAGCUGCAAAAUGCUGCUGAACCUAUCACAAACUCUGACAGUACACUGAACACUUGUAAUGUUACUAACCAAUAGCGUGUGUGAGAGAACAAUGCCUUUUAUUCUUCUCCAUCAUUCAGUAAUGCUGGAACCAAUUACACUGGUCAGCUGACGGAACAAUAAGAGAUUCUUGAUUGGAGUGUCAACUUGACAACAUGUUUUUCAGAGUAGAGGUAAAAGGCACAGGAGAAGUGAAGGGCUGAUGUAGUGGGCAGUUUGAGUGCGAUCAGUAACAUUUGAGGCAACACUAAUAACAUUUCCUUGUAUUACCAUAUUUUUCCUUUUCAUAAUUCACAUGGUGAAAAUGGAUUAAUUACAACCGGUCAACACUAUUACUGUUCAGAUGUAUUUAUUUUUAUAGGUUUCUGUCGUUUUCUGAUGCACUGAGAAAUAAAGGACUGUUCACAGGU